AUGAGCUGCAAUGGCUGCCGAGUCCUCCGCAAAGGCUGCGGCGUGGACUGCACGCUCCGGCCCUCCCUUCAGUGGAUCAAAUCCGCCGACUCACAGGCCAACGCCACCGUCUUCCUCGCCAAAUUCUACGGCCGCGCCGGCCUCCUCAACCUCAUCGGCGCCGGCCCCACUCACCUACGCCCAGAGAUUCUCCGGUCGCUGCUGUACGAGGCCUGCGGUCGGAUAAUCAACCCCGUGUACGGCUCCGCCGGCCUGAUGCGCUGCGGCGAGUGGCACCGCUGCCAGGCGGCGGUCGACGCCGUGCUCCGCGGCUGGCCCCUCGAGAGGCGGCCCGGCGGCCGGGUUCAACAUCCGGCACCUCUCCGCCGUCUCAGGUUCACGAUCACGGGGUGGUCAGGCGAGGGGGAGUGGGGCCGCCGGAGUUUCCCGGCGGGGAGUGAGGCGAGCCACGACUCGGCCUCGGUGGAGACAGUGGAGCCGAGUUUGACGAGCCCGGUCGGGAAGCCCGAUCCGGGUUUCGGGCUGGAGCUUACCUUGGGCAGUUGGACCGAUUGA
Messenger RNA from Striga asiatica, 555 nucleotides. The record is from the annotation of a GenBank genome assembly. NCBI's taxonomy places the organism in Eukaryota, Viridiplantae, Streptophyta, Magnoliopsida, Lamiales, Orobanchaceae.